Messenger RNA from Penicillium verrucosum, 237 nucleotides. RefSeq lists its product as uncharacterized. The transcript has 2 exons. The coding region runs from base 1 to 237 and encodes 78 amino acids. NCBI's taxonomy places the organism in Eukaryota, Fungi, Ascomycota, Eurotiomycetes, Eurotiales, Aspergillaceae. The record is from RefSeq and is a predicted model, not a curated record.
AUGCGUUUCACUACUGUGCUGUCUAGCCUCUUCGUCCUCGCCACCCUUGGCCUGGCUGCUCCUAUCGCUGAGCCUACUCCGGAUGUUGUUGCUCGUGAUGAGGUCGCUGCACGUGGAAGCCUGGGAUACUGCUAUAUUAAGCGUGACACUGAGGGAACAGAUUCGGCUGAUCAACUCUGGUAUGAGACCUAUCACAGUUUCUUGGUGACACCCACUGACAGUAUUCAUUCAAGCUGA